CAGGAACCGGAUGUUUCCUGCUAUGUCGCCAACAUGAAUUCUUCUGAAGAUGUCCACAGCUGGAGUCCUCACAGUUCACAAAGCCAUGAAUCCACCGCAGACAUGGUCGCCGUGGGUAGGAUGAGCACAGUGCCCUAUAACUUGUCCUCCUCUUCCGGUCAACUUGAUUGGAACAUCACGGCCUCGGCGGAGAAAAAGCUGGCCAUGGAGGUUGCUAACGCCAUCGAGUUCUAUGCCAUUCCCAUAGUGUGCAGUCUGGGCAUCGCCCUCAAUGUCAUCAACGUGUUGGUCUUGACGGAGCACUACCUGAAGGAGUCGCCCUACGUCUACUUGCGCGCCCUCUCUGUCGUCGAUCUCUCCGCCCUCUUCAUGUCCACCAUCUUCUUCAUCUUCACCAAACCGCGAGAAAGUCGCAACUUCAUGGUCAGCGACGGUAGUCCCGGCCGCGACUUCGGCAUCGUGUAUGGCGCCUACAUCUUCUUUCCCCUGAGCAACCUGUGCAUCAGCUCCAGCACAUGGAUCGUGGUCACCCUCACGGUAGAGCGGUACCUCUUCAUCCGGUACCCACUAUGGGCGAGGGAUCGAUGCACACCCAACAUGGCCAAGCUCAAGAUCCUGCUGCUGCUCGUCGUGCUGUUGUUCCUGAACGUGCCCAGGUUCAUGAUGUAUCACGUGGUGGCCGAGAAGGAUCCGUCAGGCACGGAAGUGCGGCUGCAUCUCAAGCCCACGCGCUUUCGCCACAGCUCGCUGAACACGGCGUUCCUGUGGGUGUACACCAUCGUCUUCGGUGUAGUGCCUUUGCUGAUCCUGUGCUUCUCUAACUCCUACCUGGUGUAUGCCGUGCGGCGCGCCAGGCGCCAGCGCCAGCGGCUGGACAUCAGGAACAACAUGGAGGCCAACUGGACCCGCGAACAAACGCGCCUGACUUUGACCCUCAUUGCCAUCGUCUUCUUGGCUGUCGUCUGCAUCCUGCCCUCAGCCUUCGGGGACGUGGUGCUCAUGUCCUACCUCGUGUCCCGCAGCCACGCGCUGCACAGCUUCCAGUCAUCCUCCUUCUAUUUGAUCUUCCGCGCCAUCUCUAACUUCCUGCUCAUCUGCAACAUGUCUCUCAACUUCGUCUUGUACUCGGCCUUCAACGACAAGUUCGUGCGAGUCAUGAGGCGGAUGGUGCGAAGGUGGAUCGACAGCUUGAACCGAAGAGGAGCUCGCCCCCGGCGCCCCUCCUUCCAGAAGAUCUACACCGCGAUGUCGCACAGAACUGCCGUCAGGUCCAAAUCAUCUUCUGACAAGGAGGGCAGCAGUUCCCCCAAGACAUCAGCUAUUGAGAACACCCCGUCACCUCAGUGACAUGCUGCCUCAGAGACUUAGGAGAUUGUUGACUUCAGUGCACCCGAAUAUAAAGAGUAUCAUUUUAAAAAAUUACAAGCAAUCGAAAACAAUGAACUGAAAACAAAUACGCGCACAAAAAUCUACGUGUCUGCAAUGUCCUCUUUGUUUGCCAGGUAAAAAUGUUGAGCAAGUGUGCACCCAUUCCAUCAUGGUUAUCUGAAACAUUUAUUGCACAUUAUGAAAUACGCAUCUUAGUUACCGGCGGACCGGCUCCACGGGUGUUCCGUGUCCGGCUGGUGGCAGUUAAGGGAGCGACGACGACGACAAUGAUGAUGGAUGUAAAUAGAUAAACCGCUGUGUAAUAUCCACGUGACAAGUAUGAAACUUGUUAUUCUUGUAUGGUCAGUGGGAGCAGGAAGAGUGUCUCGUAUCGGUGACAAUUUGUGUAUCCUGUGUUCGUCUGAAAAUACUGUCUUCUUUUGAAGAAUCGUUUUGUUUAAGGUCGGUCUGCACCAACUGCACUUUUAACGUGUUUUCCUGUGAGACUGCAGUCUCAAGGCUUGCUGCCUGUGGACCGAGCGAACGAGAAAGAUGGCGUAUAUAGCACUACAGUAGCAUCAUAUGUUUUAUAUGUUAUACAGUAGCACGACAUGUUAUAUAGGAUGUGAGAGCAGUAGACAUGUUUCCAUGCUCAACUUUGAAACCAUUAACUGGUUAUGCAAAAACUCUCUGCUCGUAGCCUGCAUUCCUGGAAUCAUUUUGCCUGUGUGUGUUUUCAUCACCGUAU
This is a messenger RNA of Pomacea canaliculata, 2116 nucleotides long. RefSeq names its product probable G-protein coupled receptor B0563.6. Gene Ontology annotation, molecular function: G protein-coupled receptor activity. Lineage: Eukaryota; Metazoa; Mollusca; Gastropoda; Architaenioglossa; Ampullariidae. Gene Ontology annotation, cellular component: membrane. Bases 34 to 1347 code for a protein of 437 amino acids. The transcript is spliced from 3 exons. The record is from RefSeq and is a predicted model, not a curated record. Gene Ontology annotation, biological process: G protein-coupled receptor signaling pathway.